AUGGCUGAAGCUAAUUCAGUGUGUUACACAUAUGGGCAAUCAAAACUUUUAAUCAAACAAUGUCUUCUGAAAUAUCAACUACAAUGUCAAAAAGCCCAAUAUGCUAUUCAUGAACAUAUGAAAGAAAUACCUGCCAAUAUUGACAUGACAACUACUACAAAUAUGAUAAAUAAUUUGAUCCAUAAAGAUCAAUAUCAAUUACGCGUUGAACUUGACAGACGACAAACCUUGCUCCAACUAGGUGCUGAAGAACAUCAACUUGUUGACAAAUUUUACAAAUUAAACCCAAGGCAAACAGAGAUAAAUUCAGCAAAAAUUAUAUGGAAAGCCAUACAAGCGAAACAAGCAAUCCUACACGAAAUUGCCAUAUUUCAAAAACGGAUUCCACCUCACAUGCCAACAUCCUCAUGUACACUCAAAGGUAUACAACUACCAAAUAUAAACCAAAUACUCACCUCAUUAGUGUUAUAUGAAAAUACAUCAUCUACCGAACAAAUGGCUAAACAAACAUUAACCAGAGCCAAAGAAAUGGCAAAGCAUUAUGAAAACACAGCAGUAACAGAGAAAACUAAACUAUAA
Molecule: messenger RNA, 579 nt
Organism: Rotaria sp. Silwood2
Lineage: Eukaryota; Metazoa; Rotifera; Eurotatoria; Philodinida; Philodinidae
Source: the annotation of a GenBank genome assembly